UACCUGAAAAAUAGAGUGCAACCGGAGGUCACUUUUAGUCUUUCAUACAAAACAAUGGCAUAUCGUACUGCAUUUUUAUGUUUCUGUUUCCUAUUUCUUUGUGGAUGUGUUGGAUCGGCCCCAAAUAUUUCGGAGACUUUGUAUCUUGGUGAAGUGGAUAAUGGAACGCAAGGGCAUGCCGGUGGUUUUGCACUUAACGGUAGCGGAUGGUCUGUCAUAACUGGAAAUAUCUCUGCUAGCAGUACAGGUCUACUCAUGCCCGAAUGGGUUUACUUGUCAGCAGGCGCCUAUUUGUUAUUCAUUAGUGCCAUCGGUUUGAUUAUGAACAUUGUAGUCAUCAUCAUCAUCUUGAAUGACCCGCAGAAAAUGACGCCCUUGAAUUGGAUGCUUCUCAAUUUGGCGUGCUCCGACGGUGCCAUUGCCGGUUUUGGGACACCAGUGUCAACGGUCGCUGCUUGGCAAUUUACUUGGCCUUUUAGUCACGAGCUGUGCGUAGCCUACGCCAUGAUUAUGUCCACUGCAGGUAUAGGAUCCAUUACAACUCUAACAGUAUUAGCUCUAUGGCGAUGUCAUCAUGUCAUCUGGUACUCAGCUAAGCGCAAUGGACCUUUUACUGAUCACAAUGGACGACUUGGAUUUCGCCAGGGAGCUUUUCUUUUAACGCUCAUCUGGGCUUAUACGCUGGCCAUCACAUGUCCGCCACUCUUCGGAUGGGGCCGUUACGAUCGAGAAGCAGCUCAUCUCAGCUGUUCGGUGAAUUGGGAAUCGAAAAUGGACAACAAUCGAUCCUACAUUUUCUACAUGUUCGCAAUGGGAUUGUUCGUGCCGCUAGUGGCCAUCACCAUCUCCUACACCAGCAUCCUAGUCUUCAUUCAAAAGACGAGCAAAAUGAGAAGAAAAUUAAAGUCGACGCUUCAAUUGGCUUCUGCCGGGCAACAGAAUGACAACAGCAGCGAUCCAGUGGAGAAAAAAGUGACCGUGAUGGUAGCUGUCAUGAUUGGAGCUUUUGUAAUCGCCUGGACUCCAUACUCGAUCCUGGCUCUUAUCGAAACGCUCAUUAGCGACACGGCAAACAUUGCCAAUUAUUCAAAUACGACACUCAUUAAUAGCGAUGAAAAUUUCUUUUACAAUGGAGCUGUUUCACCCCCUUUGGCAACAAUACCUUCAUUGUUCGCAAAAACGUCUGCUGUACUCAAUCCCCUUAUUUACGGACUUCUAAACACGCAGUUCCGCUCGGCUUGGAAGAAAUUUUCAUUACAGUUCAUCUGUCGAAGGAAACAUCGCCAUAAAAAGCGCAAGUGUGCAAGUCACGAAGGACGUAGUAAUUAUUUACGGAGAUUAUUCAACUAUGCUGGGAGAUCUAACUCGUUGGCCAUUAUCCAACGAUCCAGCACGAAAGAAAUGGUUUCUAGUUACUCGCAAAAUGCAUUGGCACUGGCGAAACAAGAAGUCAGCAACACGCACAUUCCGCCAGCCCCGCCCAAUUCACAAUACGACGCUAUCGAACGCGAUGAGUUGGAUGUGUAGAUGUAAAGCAACAGAAUAAUUCAAUUUCAGCCAAAUCUAAUUGUCGAAAAGUUUUUCCAACUAUUUAACAGGUUACUCAACUAUUUGUUCAAAAUGUUUACAUCAACACGUUUAAAUCGCGUCAAAUGUUUUUCUCCCAUCGUUAUUCUUCUAAUUAUAUCUUGGAUAAUCUAUAAAUAUUUAUAUUAAUUUAUCGACUCGAGUGCUUGUUUUGC
This is a messenger RNA of Daphnia carinata, 1742 nucleotides long. RefSeq names its product rhodopsin-like. The record is from RefSeq and is a predicted model, not a curated record. Gene Ontology annotation, cellular component: membrane; photoreceptor outer segment. The transcript has 7 exons. NCBI's taxonomy places the organism in Eukaryota, Metazoa, Arthropoda, Branchiopoda, Diplostraca, Daphniidae. Gene Ontology annotation, molecular function: G protein-coupled receptor activity. Bases 55 to 1527 code for a protein of 490 amino acids. Gene Ontology annotation, biological process: G protein-coupled receptor signaling pathway.